Molecule: messenger RNA, 678 nt
Organism: Erigeron canadensis
Lineage: Eukaryota; Viridiplantae; Streptophyta; Magnoliopsida; Asterales; Asteraceae
Exons: 1
Coding region: 247-456 (69 amino acids)
Source: RefSeq, a predicted model, not a curated record
AAUGAAGAAAAAAGAAGCUUAUAACAUAAAGCUAAAGCACUACCUCUUUAAAAAACCAUACCUUGCCUCCAUGCCUUAAUUUCUACAAUCUUUAUUUCCUUUUGAAGUUUGGCAUCCCCUCCCUUCCUCACCAAGUAAUUUGGUCCCCUCUACUUAUUUGCAUUUCGCGCUCUCACUUACACACUUGUCAGAGAUCACACUACCAGUAUAAACCGUUAUUUUUUCAUACGAAAAAAAGAGUAGAAGAUGCAUACAGAUUGGGGACCUGCAGCUGUAGCAGUGGUUAUGUUUAUAUUAUUGUCCCCUGGGCUGCUAUUUCAACUACCCGCAAGGACAAGAGUAAUAGAAUUUGGGAAUAUGUACACUAGUGGCAUAUCGAUCCUAGUUCAUGCGGUUUUGUACUUUUGUAUUUACACCAUCUUGGUUGUAGCUAUUGGUAUUCACAUUCGUACGUGAUGAUUAAUUUCUUGCUUUAAGCUAAUUAGGCUUUCGGUUAUAUACGUUUUUGUUGUUAUUGGAGAUGGUGAAUUUUCUUUCUAGCCUUGUUUUCAUAACGUAAGUUUUUCCGGUAUCAUACUAUUUUGCAUAUAUAUUGGAUCGGUUCGUAGUAUUGUAAUAAGCUAAUAAAUGUUUUCUCAUGUCAUAUAUUCAUUGUUUUGAUCCUAUAUGGAGUUUCAA